Molecule: messenger RNA, 2058 nt
Organism: Lolium rigidum
Lineage: Eukaryota; Viridiplantae; Streptophyta; Magnoliopsida; Poales; Poaceae
Exons: 5
Coding region: 1706-2029 (107 amino acids)
Source: RefSeq, a predicted model, not a curated record
UACUGCGAUGCUAGUAUCAUGACGUUGCUUCUUUCAAGAGGAACUGACCACAUCAACAGUUGAGGUUUUCUGAUUAGAGAUGGUUACCUGCAAAUAUACUUAAGCAUUUUUGCGCAUUUUUUUGUAAACGAUGAUUUUUCCAUCAAUGGUAAAAUCAAAGACAGCAGUCUUGCAGCAUUUUCUUCGUUUCACCUUCAACUGUACAAAAUACCUACAACUAAUCACUAAUUAAAUUACAUGUCGCAGAAUUUCUGAAGCCAACAAAGAGUUAAUUCUCAAAAAAUAAGCUAACAAGCUUUAUUGCUUUCUUAUUUUUCAUCAUGAGAUAAGCAAACAUGUUAAACAUGUGCAGCUUCCUCAUUGUAUCUUAGAAAUCUAUUUGAAGUAUGCAAUGAUUAAAGAGAAUAGCUCAACUUUCCUUUUGAUGUUGACCUCAGUUGCAUAAUUGCUUUUUCGUGCUGAAGUCUGCAUUUUGUCAUGUUUUCCCCACGUUUAUGCUUUGGUUUUUUAUGUUUCAAGUUAUGUAGGGGAUAGGACUGCAUCUUUUGCGAAGUUAUUUGCUCAUCCAAGCUAUUCUUGUCAGAUCUGUGUUGAACAAGACACUAUAUUAGAAUAUCAAAGGAGCACAUUUGUUUUCUCUCCUUGCAGAUGCUCUAGUACUUAUAUUUGCUUGGGGCAGAUUCAUUGUGUUCUAUGUUCUUGAAAAAAAUAGUUUGCUAUUUUUUAUACUAUAAACUUUAGUUUCUGUAUAUUUUCAUUGUUGCAGUUACUGCCUCAGAGUUGAGAUGCAUGUAUCUUAGGAUUUGGGUUUAAAAUCAAGAGCAUAGGAUAGUUGCAAUGAGUUGCAAUGAUGAAACUGCGUGUUUCCCAGUAAGAAGUAAGCACAUCUAGAUGCUAAUUCUAAGUUUAACUUACAGCUAAUGUUCUGUGGUUUUAAUUACAACUAUUUGAAGUUGUUCAUGGUACUAGCAUGGUAACAUGGGUUAUAUAUACCGGCCCACAACGGUACAGAACCAAGGUAGUGGUCUGAGUCCGAGUUCUUUUCUCAGCAGCACACGAACAGAUCGUCCAUCAGGUGUUCAAUUCAGUGCUUUGCCGGGACUCAGAUGUCAAUGCCCAAGUAAUUGGAUUUCAUGACCAGAUUCAUCAAUCCUUUUUUUGCUUGAAACAUUUCUUGAAAAACACUAUGUUUACCUAUAAGCAAAAGUGUCUGCAAUGUAGCUUAUAUAAUGAAUCUGACAAAUUUAUCACUUAGCUAAUUAUAUUUAGUGUAACAAGUGAGCUUUGGCCUUUGAGCUUUGAUUCUUACCCUUAGUGUUCUUUGACCAAUUAAGUUCUCUAACUAUUAUUUCUUGGAAUAGCAUUUUCAUGCUUAAAAAUAUUCAAUAUCUGGACUUGUCAUGGCGAUCACUAGCGCUGACGAGAGAGUAGUGAACUAUGUAAAAGCUUCAGAUAGUGACUGAACCCAAUACAAGCAAAAUGUUUGCAAGUUUCCUAAAGCCCUAGACUGCUUUACUUUACAGGUACUUAUAGUCCUGUGGGUGUUAAUCAUCAUAGUCAAGAAAAUGACAUCAGUCGGAACGGAAUUUGGAGUUCCAGACUGCUACAUGAUAAACAUAAUUUCUUUUGUCUUAUAAGUUGAACAGCACCAACUGUCUACAUUGGAAACAGAUAAAAUUCUUGAGGAAGCCAAGAUACUUGCACAAUGGCCUACUUUUGCCCUUCAAAAGUUGUGAGGCUAGGGGGUGGCCUACCCUUUCGGCUACACUGUUGGGUUGCAGUACUUUGCUUGCGGCUUGCAGAGGCCACCCAUAUCUCCACGGAUGGCAAUGUGGGCACUCAAGUGUCGCCGAGGUGGCAAAUCUACCUGCCGGCGUGCAUGCGUGCAGCCAUCACAGACGACACAAAGACCAGUGUGAGCAUAACUUGCCAAUCCAGUCUCGAUCGAUGGAACAACCAGAAGAACAGAGCAGGGUACAGGUCCCUCCGGCAAAAUCUACAUGGGGCCGCGUGUAUGAACGUGACGUAAACCGUCAAAGGGAAGCGGGGCGGGGAAAA